Lachnellula hyalina is the source of this 945-nucleotide messenger RNA. Its product is annotated as Cytochrome P450 monooxygenase. The record is from RefSeq and is a predicted model, not a curated record. NCBI's taxonomy places the organism in Eukaryota, Fungi, Ascomycota, Leotiomycetes, Helotiales, Lachnaceae. The transcript has 4 exons. The coding region runs from base 1 to 945 and encodes 314 amino acids.
AUGUCGGAUUCAGGCAUGCAGCUUUUGCCGCUGCCCGUAGACGCCUCAUAUGUGGAGCUUCACUGUCUUGACGGCGGUAGUUUUAUCGCAGCGGCAUCGAAGGUACACGCGGGUGCGAGCGACGACACCUUUCGCAUGUAUAACUGGGCAUUCUGCAUAGAAGAUAUCCAGACGGGAAGACAUGUGAUGUGGGAUCUGGGGCUUAGUGGAGUAGAACACGUUCCUUUACCCUUACGAAAGCGUUCCCAUAACAGAAAACUAUACGCCCUGGGUACAGAAGUAUAUGCUAUCACAGACGGAAGCAGUGGGCCCGAGAAAACCAAUAUCCACGCACAUUGGGAUCAUUGCCGGCCGAUUGAUACUGAGUUCCCGGCAGCAUGCGCAUUCUUUGGUCCUGGUACAGCAGAGCAUUGUUCUCCUGGGCACCUUGCAUCAGAAGACGCCAAAGAUACGGUGCAGUGGGAUGGGAGAUACUUCGACUCACUGAGGCAAACUCAAAAUUGGAAGGAAUUCAGUGGUCCUUGGGUCAGAUUUGGGGCAUUUGAGAAGGCCAUGGACUUCUUUGGAAAUGGGAGCUUCUGGAUUAUUCAGGCUCCUGGACAUAUGCCGGGAAACUUGUGUGCUGUUGCGCAUGUCAGGGACAACCAGUGGGUUGUGCUUGGAAGCGAUUGUUGUCACUCGAGGCGCAUUUUCGAUGGGUUAGAGCAGUUUGCCGUGUGGGAAAAUCCCAAUGGCUGUUCAGCUUCCUUGCAAGCAGAUCUUCCAGCAGCAAAAGACACCAUAAGUAGAAUUAGAUUGAUGGAAACGGAGCUAGGAUGUCAUGUCGCAUUUGCACAUGACACUGAGUGGAUGAAAAAGGGUCUUAAUCAGACAUUGAUGGCCAUGUUAGAUAGUGACAUGAAGAGAGCUGCGAAGGAAAGACUACCUUUCGAAGCCGUGGUUUAG